Molecule: messenger RNA, 3265 nt
Organism: Aspergillus homomorphus CBS 101889
Lineage: Eukaryota; Fungi; Ascomycota; Eurotiomycetes; Eurotiales; Aspergillaceae
Product: putative filament-forming protein (Tpr/p270)
Exons: 3
Coding region: 98-2893 (931 amino acids)
Biological process (GO): mRNA export from nucleus
Cellular component (GO): nuclear pore
Molecular function (GO): structural constituent of nuclear pore
Source: RefSeq, a predicted model, not a curated record
CACUCUAUUCACACAUCACAUUGUGUCUUGACGAUACUUACUUGCCUUUGAUAUUACUUGUUAACGGCUUGCUUGCUGCAAGCACUUGGCAGCAGCCAUGGCUACAGCAACAAUUGAACUGCCGUUCAUAUCGGCCCAUUACUCCAUCGCCGAGUCGACUUUGACAACUCUCACCCAAGCGCCCACUGUCGAAUUAGUCAACCAGCUCUUAGAGGCCAUCUCUAAGAAAGCACGCGAACACGAUGAGCUCAAGGCAGAUAAAACUCGCUUGGAAGUAGAACUUGACAAUGCGGUCCGCAGCAGCGAAAGCAAGGUCAAAGUAUUGAAGAACUCUAUCGAGAAGGGCCACGCUGAGGUUGAGGAAACAAGGAAGAAGCUCCAUGAGUCAGAAAACGCUCGUUCGUCCUUGGAAUCCGAGAUUGCAUCACUCAAGUCGUCCUCCACGACCAACGAGUCCGAAGUGAGCACAUUGAAAUCCCGCAUCGCAUCCCUGGAAGCAUCGAACCGUGAUACCAUGGCUUUGCUUGAAUCGAAGUCGACAGCAUACGACAAGCUCGCCGAGGAGCUAUCCGCGCAACACAAGAAGGCUGUCGAAUUGAGACGGGAACUAUCUACCGCCGAACAGAACCUUCAGGCUGCCAACUCUGCAUCUGCCAGUGCCAAGUUCCGUGAACAGAGCCUUCAGCAGGACUUGGACCUGACUAAGAAGAGCAAUGAAUGGUUGGACACGGAGCUGAAGACGAAGUCUGCCGAAUACUUGAAGUUCCGCAAGGAGAAGAGCGCCCGAAUCUCGGAGCUUCAGCGGGAGAACGAGGAGGCUAGCGCUACUGUUGAUUCCUUAAGACGCAGUGAAAAUGCUUUGAAGAGUCGCUUGGACGAGGUCGAACAGCGUUAUGAGGAGUCCCUUUCGAGCAUCCAGCAACUGAAGGAGGAGGCGAUACAAGCGAAUGAGUCGUUCAGGAUUGAAUUGGAUAGCACGAACAGGUUGGCGGAACUGCAACGUAAUUCAUCCGAGACCUCGAAGCAGCGCGUGCAGGAGCUUCAAGUGGCUCUGGAAAAGGCCAAGGACGAUGCCGCCGAAGAGAUCUCCAGACUUCGUGUUGAGAUUGAGACUGAGCAUGCCGACAAGGAAGCUGCUGAACGUCGGAUUGCGGAGCUUGAGCAGACUGUCAGCCAACUCGAGUCGGAUGGUCGGGCUGGAAGGUCCAUGAGCCCGGCUCUCAACGGAGGAAUGCCCACCACGCCCAUUCGCUCAGGUACACCUGUCGGAACCUUCUCUCCGAGAGCUUCGAGGACCAAGGGCGGACUUACAAUCACACAACUGUACACUGAAUACGACAAGAUGCGGACGUUGCUGGCUACAGAGCAGAGAUCUAACCAAGAACUCCGGUCGACGCUAGAUGAAAUGGUUCAAGAUCUGGAGGCCAGUAAGCCCGAAAUCGAUGAGCUGCGGGCCGACCAUGCCAGGCUGGAGAACGCUGUGGUGGAGAUGUCUAACAUCCUCGAAGUUGCUGGAAAGGAGAGAGACGACGCGACAAAGGAGGCGCGCAAAUGGCAAGGACAGGUGGAGGGGCUGGCCCGUGAGGGUGACAUUCUACGACAGCAGCUUAGAGACCUGAGUUCGCAGGUGAAGCUCCUAGUGAUGGAGAACGCCCUUCUCAAGGAGGGCGAGGAGAGUUACGACAGGGAAGAGCUCGAGAAGAUUGCUCGUAAGGAGAUUGAUGACGCGUCCGAAGAUCUCAACCCAACCGGCCGCUUUAUCAGUCGCAACCUCAUGACGUUCAAGGAUCUUCAUGAGCUACAGGAACAGAACGUCACGCUUCGCCGUAUGCUGAGAGAACUGGGCGAUAAGAUGGAGGGCGCAGAGGCCCGCGAGCAGGAUGUUAUCCGUCAACAAGAGCAAGAGGAGUUGAAGGAGCUAAGGAUUCGUGUGCAGACUUACCGCGACGAAAUCUCCAACCUUGUUGCUCAGACGAAGAGCUAUGUGAAGGAGAGAGACACUUUCCGGAGCAUGCUAACUCGUCGCCGCCAAACUGUCGGCGAUGCUUCCGUCUUCUCUCAGUCUCUGCCGCUGGGAGCAGCUCCUGUUGCAUCGGACGAGCAGAACAAGGACGUCCCCGACUAUGCGGAAUUGCUACGUAAGGUGCAAGCUCACUUCGACAACUUCCGGGAAGAAUCCGCCACCGACCACGCCGCUCUGAAACAACAGGUCAAUGAGCUUUCGCGCAAGAAUAGUGAAUUGAUGAGCGAAAUCAGCCGUUCCAGCAGUCAGCUGGGUGCUGCUACGCAAAGAGCGGAGCUUCUCCAGAGCAAUUUCAAUAUGCUAAAGAGUGAAAAUGCCGAGUUGCAGAAACGAUACGCUACUUUGCUGGAGAAUGCCAACAGACAAGAUCUUAGAACCCAACAAGCUGCCGAAGACCUUGUCGAAACCAAGGGACUGGUGGAAAGCCUUCAGCGUGAAAACGCGAACCUCAAGGCAGAGAAGGACCUUUGGAAGAGUAUCGAGAAGCGUCUGAUCGAGGACAAUGAAACUUUGAGAAACGAGAGGAGUCGCCUGGAUUCAUUGAACGCAAACCUGCAGACCAUUCUGAACGAGCGCGAGCAUACAGACUCUGAAAGCCGCCGCAGGCUACAGCAAAGCGUCGAGUCGUUGGAGUCAGAACUGCAGUCUACCAAGCGUAAACUGAAUGAUGAGGUUGAGGAGUCGAAGAAGGCCACUUUGCGCAGAGAGUACGAGCAUGAGCAGAGUCAGAAGCGGAUUGAUGACUUGGUGACAAGCUUGGGCUCGGUUCGCGAGGAGUUGAUCGCCACCAAGACAACCAGAGAUCACUUGCAGGCUAGAGUGGAUGAGCUGACUCGCCCGAGACCGAGGAAGGCCAGGAGUCUGGCUUGACUCGCGAGCAAGAACUUAGCAUCGAGGUGUCCGAGCUCAAGCGUGACUUAGACUUGGCUAAGAACGAGCUUCAACAUGCUGAAGAGCGGGUUGAAGACUACAAGGCAAUCAGCCAGCAGAGCGAGGAACGCUUGCAAUCUGUCACGGAGACACAGGAAGAAUAUCGGGAGGAAACGGAGCGUCUUAUUCAAGAGAAGGACAACAAGAUUCAGGAUCUCGAAAAGCGUAUUGAGGAGAUCUCCUCCGAAUUGUCCACCACGAACAACGAGCUCACUAAGUUACGUGAUGAGCAAGGAGAGGCUGGCCGCCGUUUAGAAGAGCAAAAGGCUGUUUUGGAAUCCGAAAUUGCCAGGUUGAAGGAUGAGAAUGAAC